Messenger RNA from Clupea harengus (Atlantic herring), 3231 nucleotides. It is a transcript of the gene mlip, whose product is annotated as muscular LMNA-interacting protein. The record is from RefSeq and is a predicted model, not a curated record. NCBI's taxonomy places the organism in Eukaryota, Metazoa, Chordata, Actinopteri, Clupeiformes, Clupeidae.
CUGCCAGUAGAGGGAAGCCUCAAUGUCGGUAAUUGUGCAGUCAUUGUUUUAAUCGGUGUCAUGUACGCUGGCUUCCAUCACCAUGCUAUUUGUGGGUUUGAGUAUCUAUAAAUGGAAGCACCCUGCUGCCACCACUGCUACGUAUUGGACCUCAUCUGAAGUAGUUGAGAAGCAUGCUGCUCCCAGUGAGCAGACACAGAAGUUUUUCGCCCCAUAAGACUCACCCGGGGGAAGAUAUGGAAAUGGAGCACGUAAAUGGCAGCCUUGACAAGGCAACAACUGUAGCCUCAGCAAACUUCACAUCAUUCAGCUUUGUGCCAAUUCUGACAAAGCUUCCAGCGAAAAGCAGAAUCAUACAUGUUGGGAGAAAAUUGCUGUCAUCACUUCAUCCAAACCAGAGUGUAGAGGAACCCGACAGAGACGCAUCGGGUGAGAACACCAUGGAAGGGGGUGUUUACAAGGCAGAGUUUGUCUACAUCAGAGACUCGGAGGAAACCCCACCAGCUGACUCGCCCCGAGAAACAACACAUGCACUAAAGCUGAAGGCACCCUCCGCUGAUCUGAUUGCUCAACCCUCACCCCCACCCUCACCCUUGUCCUAUACCCCUGUCCCCGCUCUCAGUGAGAAAAUGAUCCGCCACUCUGGUAACUCCAGCCCCGCCUCUACGCAUGCAACCGUGGAAACCAAACCUGACAAGCACGAGGGCCUCUCCUCUCGGUCUGGGUGUCGCAGCACGUCUCCGUGUGCCGGCGUUGGUGGGAGCGGGGGGCUCUAUUUCAACCACGAGCAGGAGCAGGAGCAGGAGCAGGAGCAGGAGCAGGAGCAGCAGCAGGAGCAGGAGCAGGAGCAGGAGCAGGAGCAGGAGCAGGAGCAGGAGCAGGAGCAGGAGCAGGAGCAGGAUGAGACCUUGAGCGCUGCUACUUCCGUCGAGCUGCUCACCUCCCCGGUCUCGUCGUCGCGGGAGUCCAUCCUCUCCGAGGGCUGGGAGAGGGACAAGAGCUGGUCGGCUCCCUACCUGCUGUCACCCGCGCCGUCCCCGGCGCUGUCGUCUCUCAGCUGCACCUGGUCGCCGUGCUCCUCCGUCCGCUCGGGGGCCUUCUCCCCUGCGGUGGUGCGCGUCACGCGCCACUCCCUGGCGCCCGGCGCCAGUCUGGUGCGGAUGGCACCCAGUGGCGGCGGCAGCUGCUCCUCCUCGUGCGCCGUCAGCCGGGGGUCGUCGCCGUGCCCCUCCCCGUCGCCGCGCGCCCGCCACCGGCCCCCGCCUACGCAGCUCUCGCUCCUCACGGCCAUCCUGCGGAAGGGCCGGCUGCCCGUGCUGUCGUCCUCCGUGCAGAGGCCCUACUCCCCCUGCUGGCCCAUCAGCCCCGUCCACAUGUCCUCCUGCCCCGCCUGCCGCGCCGCCGCACGCGUGGGAUCCGUCCUGGGUGGGGCGUCUGUGUCGCAGGACUCCACACACACCACCCCCCACCACCAUACGUCGUGUCUCAAAGAAACGCUUGAGCUGAAGUCCCUGAAUUCAGCAGUGAAAGAGCCCCGGUGCAUUUCACCAUUAGUGGGAGUGUACACAACUCACACGUCUAUUUCCCAGUCAGAGCCAUCAAAGAGUGGCCCUAGUUGUUACACCACGGGAUCAAGGCUGUCCUCUCCAGCUAUGAGAACCUUCACGUCAGAGAGACUUCCCGCUGAUUGUCCACGGCGCGUCCUCAAGCCAGUCAACGCCGAGAUACGUGUGUCCCCGGCCCCGAGCCCACAGCUGUACACAUCUUUCUCCAAACUCUCCAGGUCUCUGUCCCCCAAACCUAGCUAUGCCUUAAACCUAGACGCCGAGUCACAGCCGUGCCACAGUAGCGCUUCUCCUGCGCGGCCACGCUCAAAUGCUCAACCAGCCUCUGGCUCAGAAAAUGACAGCGGCGUCUCACGUCAUCCCUCAGAUGAGCCCUCGCCGGUGACACACUCUCACAGGCUGUCUCCACUUCCCAGAAUCCCCCCGCUCUCGUUCCUGCGCCGCACCCCUACCCCCUGUCUCCUGCCCCCCAAGCCUGACUCCUGCCCCCCCACCCCAGACCGCUUCACCCUUUCCCCCUCCCCGGCAACCCUCAGCCGCGACCUCACCCCGUCACCCUCCUUCCCGCCCUCCUUGACGCCCUCGCCCACCCUCAAGGGUCGCGUGUCAGUCUCAGCUGACAGGGAGGAUAAAAAAAGCCAGCCAUACAAGAUCAAGUCAUUUUAUAAAACCCUUGCAGCCAUCCCCACAAACUCCCUCCUGAUGGAACAGCAGGCCAUUGACAAUGAAGUGGACAAGAAUGAGAAUUCAGUGGACCCUUCAGAGCAAUUUUUAAUGGAGGAGGCUAGGGCCGAGAUGUGCUCGCCUGCCCAACUGCGGGCCCAGUCUGAAGAGUUGUAUGCCGCCAUUGACGAGGUCCUUGAGAGCCCUGUCUCUUUUCGGCGACCGCUCCUCUCGCCUUCGCCCACAAUGCGCUGGGAAGAAACAGACUCAGCGAAGAGAUACACGCCAAGAUCUUCACCAAGAACUGUUGGACGGGAAACUAAAUAUGCAGCCUACCAUUUGCAAUCACUUGGCCUGACUGAACAGCAUGCGACGAAGCCAGGAGUGAUACGUCCCGCCUCUGUAACGUCAAGGUUUCCCACUGACAGUGAAGAGGAGAGAUACUCCCCAAAUCCUUUCAAGACUUAUCUGAACAAUCACCCUGGUAACAACCCAAACAAGUUUGCCAGCUCGCUUGUGGGAGAGCCUGAGGCAGACGGUCGGAGACCUCUGAGCAGCCAGCCCACGGCCAAAAACACCUCUUCUGGAGGAAUGAAGUUCAGCCUUUUACCCCCCACUCUUCGGCUAACCGCAACAGAAGAGGCUCUCUCGGCACAGGCGACUGCACCAUCUCCACUCAGCACCACACUGGCUAAGAUGGAGGUGCAUGAAACUGACAUUUAGGCUGCCUUCAGUUGUUAAGAAAGGUGAAAGUCAUAACUCUCUUGCAUCAAAUGUGAUUAAUAUUCAGUUUAUUAGCUUAUGUGUUAAAAGAAGGUAAAUGUGUUUAUACUGAAAUAAUGAAGCAGAAAAUCAAUACAUGUUAGCCCUUUCACUCAUGCUGUUUGAUAAUAAUAAAAACAAUAACAUCAAUUAAACCAAUUAGAAAAUGAACAGAAUAUUUUAUUGUAUGGAAGGUGUUGAUUUUUUUUACAGAGGAAUAAAGUUAUUUUUGUUUUGUUAA